This is a messenger RNA of Anastrepha ludens (Mexican fruit fly), 685 nucleotides long. RefSeq lists its product as uncharacterized. Lineage: Eukaryota; Metazoa; Arthropoda; Insecta; Diptera; Tephritidae. The coding region runs from base 142 to 507 and encodes 121 amino acids. The record is from RefSeq and is a predicted model, not a curated record. The transcript is spliced from 2 exons.
GAUUAGUAUAAAUAGCUUUAGAUUAGUUUAAAUUUUCAUAAAUUGCUUCGCUAUUAUUUUCUGUAUUUUCUCUAUCAUUCUUGGCUGUAUUCACAGAACAUUAAUUAGCUUUAGGCUAUUCGGCUCCACAAAACCGCAAAUAUGUCCACGAACUCCAGCCGUAUGUCCGAAAAUUCCAGCAAUAUGUCGCUCGAAGAUUGGACCGAUCACAUCAACACUCGACUGGAUGUUAUAUACAAAGACCUCUGCGACUUCGAACAAAGCAUCAAUGCACAAAACGAGACCGGCGAUACGGAAGAGGUAAAACUAAUGGAAUUACUAGAGGCUGUUAAUGAUAUUCGACGCACUGCACGCAGUAUACGACCCAAAACGAACAUUUUAGUUGAUAAACAGGCGCAACUGCGUGAACAAAUGGAAAUGUUGCAACGUUCAGUGGAGAUAUUGCACUUGGAGAAUCGUACGCGUGCAGUGGAAAUUGAGCCUUUAGCGGAUGAAGCUAUGGAAUGAGGCAUGGCUAUUUGGUUUUUUGUCAUCCCGUUUAUUUAUAUGUAUAUUAAACAUGCACAACAACAUACGCUUAAACAUUUCCACUCAUAUAAACGGCGCAAGCACGUGGAGAACGAAUGCAUUUAACGGCUUUUUAUAGUUUAAAUGGAAAAUUAAAUUUUAAUUAAUAUUUUAUAAA